Molecule: messenger RNA, 8558 nt
Organism: Astrephomene gubernaculifera
Lineage: Eukaryota; Viridiplantae; Chlorophyta; Chlorophyceae; Chlamydomonadales; Astrephomenaceae
Source: the annotation of a GenBank genome assembly
AACUACUAUUCCUACAUAGAUAAUAACGUCAACGCUGUUACCUCAACUGCAGGCCCGGAAGCAAGCAAACUCACAGUCCUUACUCAGGAACAACUGAACAAGCGACUAUCUCAACAUUCAAAAGAAACUGAUAGAGUCAGAGAGGCGGGUACAAGCCCUGCGCCGUUGACGCCAGCUCCUCGGGUCAUCGGAACGACGACCGCGGGACGGCUUCGUUUUCCAGAUAGCAUUGCCGACUUUCCAGCACCUGCAACAAGUCCUGUGCUUGCGGGUUACUCCCUGGAAACGCUUGACCCGGCUUCCGCAACGUGCAAGCGGAGCAACGGCUUGCCGACAGUCUAUACUGCUGCGACUUCAACAACACCGGUCACGCCGAAUAGCACGGCAGGCGUUGCCUUAUUCUCACAACUUUCAAGCAGCGGACGGCAAGUCGUAGAUGCUGCAAGCAUGCAAGCGCUUGCAAGCGGGCAAGCGCCUUUGCAACUGCCGCAGCUAGACAGUGGCUCUUCUUAUCCAUGGCAGCAGCAGCAGUUGCAACUUCAGCAGCAGCAGCACGCGGUUGGCGGGCAACAUGCCCUUCUGGCGGGAGCUAGCGGGAGUUGCACUAUGGAACCUUCUCCAGACCAGCGUUCAUUUGGAGUCUUUACGGAGGAUGCUUCUUUGAUGAUUAACGCUGCCUCUCCCGGUCAUGGCCUGUUCCACCUGGCCAACGAAGCUGGCGAGUCAGAACCGGCAAACGCAGCUGCUCGCUCGGGAUUCACGGCAACAUUUGAAGGUGGUGACAACGACGCGCAGCGGGGCUGGAGCGGCAGUCACCUGGCGAUACCAACGUUUGACCAGCAGCGGGUACAGGAGCAAGGGCCGGACCUGGGCUUCCCCGUCGCAGCAGCCAUGCAGCAGCCGCAGCAGCCGGCUGCCGAGCCAACUUCUUCGCACGACAACUUCUUCGACCCGAUCAGCGAGCCCGCUGCACCCGACCUAGGGCAGGCGGCAUUGCCCUCCCAACCUCCUGGCCACCAACACAGCCCAGAGCAGCAGCAGCAGCACCAGCAGCAGCAGAUGUUGCCGCUGUACCCUCAAGGCCAGCCCUCAGCUGCAGCCCACAGCGGUGUUGCCUCUCCGUCCCGUCUUCACGCAUCACAUCCAGCCAACAACGGCGAGGCCGCUCCCGCUCACACCACCGCUGCGGCGGCAGCCACCUCCCAGGACCCCGACCGGCCCCUGGUGCCAGAGGGCACCCCUACCUUCAACCUCAACCAGCCACCCGCCUCGGGGCCACCUGCCCAACCCCUCCAGGGCGGCGUGAUCCAGUCAGGGACCGGGUCAGGGGCAGGCGCCCAGGCUGCCGGCGUUGCUGCAAGUCCGCACCCAGAGGGUGGGCCUCACAGCCAUGCAGGGCCGGCGGCGCCGACUAGCAUUGCCACCGCAUUACAAAGCUCGGCUCCACCGGCGGCGGCCAGCGUGCAGCAACCACCUGGCGGGGCGGGACAGGGUCCUAGUUCGCAUGCAGUGGGGCCCACCGUUGGGUUGGGGUCUCCUGAUAGCUCGCAGCCGGCGGGGCCGGUGGCGGGUUCUGGCGGACUCGGAGACGCGACAGCCCACGUGCGCGAGCAGCAGCAGCAACAGCAACCUCAACAACCUCAACUCCAGCCAGGGCACGCUGAGCCUCAGCUGCAGCAACAACAUCUGCAGCUGCACGGAGCACAGCCGCUGCAGCAGCAGCAGCAGCAACAAGAAGCUGCACUGCCGCCCAGUGCAGGCGGUGGUGGGCUGUCCCUGCGGCGCAUCACGCCGCCCCCAGGAGCGGGUGCCCAUGCCGCACCCCAGCAGCACCAACCGCCAGAACCACCACCGCCACCACAGCAGCAACCCUACCUGCAGCAGAGCGCCAUGCAGCCACCCCUGCUGCCCCAGCAACCCUCCACAGUGCUGCCGCCAGCCGCCCAGGGCUACACCGGGGCCGCUGCAGGGGGUGCCAGCGGGGGCUACUUCCCGCACCCCGGCCUGCACCCUGGUCCGGCUGCCUUGGGCACAACAACAGGUGGCUCAGCCACCACCAACGCAUCUGCAUCCGCCGCCGCGACCGCUGUCACCAACAGCGCACCCAGCAUCGCCAGCGGCGGCAUGGCGAGCUCCACCAGCGCUGGCGGCCCCGCCAUAGCAGGCAUGGCGGGUAUGCCGGGCUUUGGCAUGGCGCCGCAGUUUGGCAUGCCGGCCACCAUGUUGCAACCGACAGCGGCAGCAGCAGCCGCCCAGCAUGCUGCAGCCUUUGGGCCAUCGGGCACCGUCGCGCCGACCAGUGUCGGCGGCGGGCAGCAGAUGCAGCAGGCUCCCCAACAAUCACACCAAGGCAACCUCAUGUGGCCUGCUGCAGCAGCUGCUGCCGCUGCCGCCAUGUCGGCCUGGUCCCCCUGGUCCAGCCUUUUCAUGCCCAUGGGCUUCCCAGGCGGGCCCGCGGCAGCGGCGGCAGGAGCAGCACCAGACGCUUCAGGUUUCGGAGCUGGUCUUGGCAUGGGGGCUCCGAGCGCUGCCGGGGGCAGCAUGCAUGGCAUGGGGGCGGCUUCCGCCCCUCAUACGCAGCAGCAGCUACAACUGCAGCAGCAGCAGCAACUGCUGUUGCAGCAGCAGCAGGCGAGGAUGGCGGCGGGUGGUAUGAAUCCAGCUAUGAUGGGCAUGUUCCCUGCGUUCGCGGGUACCCCUGGCGCCGCUAGCGGUGUUAGCGAGCAGCAUCAGCAGCAGCAACACCUCCUCCAGCAGCAGCAACAACAGUACAUGAUGCAGAUGCAGCAGUUCUACCAGCAGCAACAACAGCAUAUGCAACGGCAGGCAGGCGCAGGUACAGGCGUUAGCAGCGGUGACGACGGCCAUGCGGGGAUGACAGCUCUGGCUGCAUCCAUGCAGCAACCUCGGGUGCCUGCUGGUCAGCCCCUGCCGACCAGCACCCCCGCUCAGCACCCGCAACCCGCUGCUGCCGGCAUGCUGCAGAGCAUGUGGCGGCCGCCCUUCAACAUGUUCCUGCCGGGCAUGGCGGCGGCGGGCAUGAUGGGCUUGGGCAUGGGCAUGUACUGGCCGGGGCAGGCGGCCAUGCAGGCUGCUGCUCCCACCGCGGCGGCGACUCAGCAGACCGGCACUGUGGACGCCGCUGCAGCUGGUGGUGCACAGUUCCCUGGAAUGUUCAACCCCGCAGCAGGUGCUGCUGCCAUGAUGCCGCAUGCGGGCUUCACGGCAACAGCACCGCCGACGGCGGGGGCUACGUUAGCAGCCGGUGGCAUGGUUGGCGGCGGCGGCUCCUCGGCGGCAAAGGCGACGUUGCCAGGACGGCGUGCCGCGCCGAGCGCGACAGCGGCAGAGAAGGGCGGCGGCGUGUUGGGGACGCCGGCGUUGCUGCAAUCGGAACAGCAGCCCGCAGUCGGUGCGGGUGGUGCCUCGGUACGGACCAAGUCCCCUGCUCCGAGCUUUCCAACGGACGCUGCUGCCACCAGCCGUGGCGGCGGCGGCACCACCCCCGGACACACCACUAUUGCUGAAGCGAUGGCGGCAGGUCCAAUCGCCGCGACGACCGUAGGAGCGGCAUUACCACCGCUGCCGCCGACGGCAGCAACCGCCACCACCUCCUCCCGCGGGCAGCGUCCCACCGGCCGGGCACCCGGCGGCUCCCCCGCUCCCUCAGCUCUAGCGGCCCGAGGUGCACCUCCGCCCCGUCGCGACAGCUCCACCUCCGGUGUGACGGCGACACCUGCGCCCCUUGACACUGCAGCCGGCGCUGCUGCUGCUGCCGGCGGCGGCGGCAUCGCAGCGACUGCAACUACUGCGGAGACCACAGCCGCUGCCUCUGUUGCCGCCGCCACUGCGGCCGUGGCUCCCCGCCUGCAGUCCGUGGCCAGUGCUGACCUGGCGGUGGUGGAUGCGCUGCAGCUGCUGGCGGCCAGUCCGCCGCAGAGCCCGCCGCAUGCCUACGAGCGGCGCGUGUCGGGCGGCUCGGGCGCCAGCGUCACUACGGGGGCGGGCGCAGCAGCGGCGGGCGGGGGAAGCAGGCGGUCGUCGGAGGUUGGCGGAGGGGCCGGCGCAGGUGCUGCCGCGGGUGCUGCUGGUGCUACUGCUGCGGGUGAGCGGAAGGAGGCCGAGGGCGGAGUGCAACAGCAACCCGGCGACGUGGGUGAUGGUGCUGUUGCUGGGGCAGGUGUCAAGACGGAAGCGGAGGCACCUGCGGCGGCUCAACAGCCGCACUGCGACGGCGGCGGCCCUUCACGGCUGCAGCUGCCGCAGCCUGCGCAGACAGCGCACCGGCUGUUCGACCUGCCGGAAGCCGUCCCCAUCCAGAGGCCGCAGCACUCCGGUGGCGCCGUGCCGCCAGCCAUCCUCCCGCAGGCACGAGCGGGCCCGGCAUCGUCCGGACUCGGACGCGCCUACUACGCGCCCUCUCCUCCGCUGGCAGCAGCCGGAGCCCUGCCGGCGGGGGUCCCGGGGGCGCUGCUGCCGCCGACCGGGGCGGUGGCGGGUCCGUUGGACCGGCAGCGGCUGCUGCACCUGGCGGCGGUGGGUGUGGAGAAGGUACGCCGGCGUGGCGGGGCGGCGGGCAUGUCCGCCGCGGGGUCAGCGGAGGCGCAUGGUACGGACGGCGACGAGGGCGACGUGGUGUCGGCGGCGGAGCUGCUGGUGCUGCUGCCGCCGGGUGCCAAGCGCCCGCGGAGCCGCCGCGUCCGGGCCCGCGCCGGCACCGCUUGGAGCUCCCUCCUGGGGAGCCUGCAGCAGGUGAUCCUGGAGGCUGACGCGGCGACUGAGGGUGCUAGCGGCGCCGCCGUCGCGGCCUUGAAGCGGCGCGUUACCCCGCCGGCGACGCUGUCCACGACAAUGGAGGCGGGUGACGCAGGCGGUGCAGGGCUGGCUGGCGGCGGCGAUGGCGCGAGCACACGACACGGCGGCGAACGGCGAGUGAAGUGGGCUCGGGAGGCGCUUGCAGGGGCGGAUGAGAUGGAGGAGCUGGUGGGUGAGGAGGAGGAGGAAGGUGCGGUUGGUGCGGGAGUGGGCGUGGAGGAGGGGGAUGAGGAUUCAUACCUGCCGCACCAGCGGCGGCGGGGUGCUGAGGUCCUCGGCGGCGAUUAUGACAGCGGCGGUGGCGGCGACGACGAUGACAGUGACGAGGAUUACGGCGAGCGGCGGCGACGACGACGAGGCGGCGGCGGCGGCCGAGGCCGUCGUACUGGCGGAGGCGGAGGUACCCGUCGUAGCGGCGGCGCCGCCGCCACCGCCCAUGAAAGCGACGUCGAGGAUGAAUCCGACGACGGCGAUGGAGACGGGGACGCGGGCGGCGCAGGUCUUGCCGGUGGCGAUGACAGCGGCGGCAUGUCAGCGGCGGCGCGGCGUCGUCGCAACGGCCAUGGCCGGCCGCCUGGCGCCGGCAACCUCCGCAAGAUGAAGCCGCGCAAGGUGCAGUCGGACGGCCGACUGGGUUUCUCCAUGCGCUCAUCCAAAUACACGGGCGUCUACCGCACCCCCGGCGGCCGCUGGCGCGCGCAGUUCUGCUACCGCGGUGCCGUACACCAGCUGGGGAUGUACGACACGGAGCGCGAGGCGGCGGCGGCGUGGGAUCAGGCGGUGGUGACGUUCCGAGGGAGCGCCUCGGGUGUGCAGCUCAACUUGCCGCAGCUGCUCAACUCGUACGACCUGCAGAACGUCCGCGAGCACAUCCACCGCAUCCUGGACGCCAAGAUCGCCACCACCCGCACCAAGCGCUGCCUCAACUCCUACGCGCGCAACCCGCCCGGCCCCACCAGCCCCUCGCGUGUCGUACCCGCUGCCGUCAUUGACACCAUCGUGACGGACGCCGGCGGCAGCGGUGCCGACGACGGCCUAGGCCUGCCGUACUCGGUGAGCGGCGGCAUUUCCGUGGCGGGUCGGGAGGAUGACGCCGCGGGCGGCCCUGGCGGCGGCCCUGGGUCCAGCAGCGGCGCUGGCGGCGGCGUCAGCGGCCGGACGUCACGGAGUGGCUCCCGGAGCGCUGGGACGGGGCAGCAGCAGCGUCGCCGGCGCCGUAUGAGCAGCAGCGACGGUGGCGGUGGCGGCGCCCGCAGGGCUGGUGGUGGUGGUGGUACUGACAGUGAGAGCGACGGCGGAGAAGGGGAGGGGCGUGCGACUGGCCGUGCAAGGCAGCGGCGGCGGCUCAGUGACGCCGGCGGAGGCCUUCUUGACGGCGGGGCGCAGGGGGCGCUGCAGCAGCUGUCGGCGGCGGCAGUGGCCAAUAGCAUGGAGGUUGGGGCAGCACUGUCAGCAAUUGCGCCGUUGCAGCUGCCGCUGAGCUCGGUUGGGCUUCCUGCCGCAGCUGCGGACGGUGGCGCCGCCGCCGGCCAGCGAUUAGGCGCGCUGGAUGUGGGUGGUGUUGCGCUGCUAGGGCUAGCGGCGCUGCGGCGGCAGCUGCCGCUGGCGCCACAGGAGGAGCGGGUUGCGGGCGGGGCAGCGGGUGGGGCGGGGGAGUUGUUGCACCGCGUGGGGGCACUGGCGGGGCCGCCCUUGCCGCCGGCUGGGGCGACAGCUGAGGCGGCGCCACAUGCGCGAGAGGCGGCAGCGGCACCUGCGGGCCCGUCCAGGACUGCGUCAGGCACCGCUGCCUCUGCGCUGCCUGGCAGCAGCGACGGAGGAACGGCGGGUGCGGUUGGUGGCGGUUGGUGCGGCAGCAGCAGCGGCGGUGAGGGGGACGGCGGCGGCCGGGAGCGACCUCCGUCGCCGAAGCGCCGGAAGAGCCAUGCAGUUCGGUCUCGGGAUUGCUAGGCAGUCAGCCCAGCCGCAUCCAUCCUUCCACAAGCCACCGCAUGCAGGUGUUGUUGUUGUUGUUGCCGUGCAUGAUGGGAGCCUGCAUGCAUGCGCGCAUCGACCACACGCAUACCUUUCCUUAUGCGCCCGGCGGGCUGUGCGGCCGCGGCUUCCUGCGGGUGUGAGGUGGCAGCGCUUGGACAUAUGAUGGCAUUCGCGUGUGGAGCAGUGCAUGUGUUUGUCGUGUGGGAGGUGAACAGGUGAUGGUUGGAGCGGCGGCGUCCAGGGCGACGUCUCCUUUUCCGGGAUUCCGCCGGCAUUGGUCCGGCCGACGUUCGGUGAUGCUGCUUGACCUUGUCCAUGAUGAUGCCCGGUACACUGCCUUCUUGUGGGUUUUGAGGCUCGUUGUGGGUUCACGCGUUUAGGUAGGGGAUGGGAGGGGGCCUAACACAUGAAGAAGAUCUAUGUGGCAUGCCAGCCAUGCCAGCCCAGUGUGACUCAUCCGUGCGGCUGGCACGCACGCACACGCCCAUGUAGCAUAUGCACUUAGCACGCGACAUUCUUGCGCUGUUGUUUGAGAUUACGAGGGUAAAAGGCGGCCGCCCCUUGGACUAAUGUUACAAUGUUAGAUAAAUAACUCCAAGGCUUGCAUAGGCCAUACGUUUCUUAACUUGCACGUCCCGGGGCGCUCUUUCCUCUUGUUGGCGGUGGUCGUGGGUACAUACAAGCCAUGGUAUUGUCCUGACCAAAAGCCCCGUGUUGUUGUUCUGUGGGUUGAGGUCGCUGGAUUGAGGUUGACAGUGUGUUGGUAUGAUGUCGUCCGGAGAACCGUCGUCCGGACCUCUGGGAGGACACAUGGACGUAGCGUUGCUUGCUGGUAGUGUUGGCGGUGUUGGGAGAAGUGCGUGCUGUACAAAUGUUAGGAAUGUGGUCAGGGCCGGGGGGGCGCGCGCGUCUCUUUCCCUUGUGGAGCUGCACCCGGCAUUGUCCCGUGUGGGGAGGUGAUGGACGGAUGAUGGAAGAAGAAAUGUGGCAACAGCACACUGCCCCCCAGAAGCGCCGGCUUGCUGAACAGUUCCUGGAAAGAGCGUAAUUGUUUGGGUGUGUGUGCUUAUUUGGUGAAGCUGCUGUGUGGACGAAUACCAUUUGUUUCCCUUUCGUUUCUUCGUGCGGGUUCCCUUUGCCCAAUGGCUAUAUAGUCCCUGGCGCAGGGCUGUCCGGGAUGAAGAUGGCGCCCUUGUGUGGCGAAAUACAUGGCUGCUUUGCUUGAGGACCUCCUAAAGCGGCAGCUUGAUUUUUUUUAAAAGAACGAAUGUUGUGCGAAUAUUUCCGUGCGGUUGUUGGUUGGUGCUGUUUGUGCACUUUCUGUAGGUACUGGCACACGUCGGGAGUGUUCUUCGUCCAUUCCUCCUCUCCAUGUACGUCGCGCAUUCCGUGGUUCAAGCGCGUGUGGGUUGUUGUCGUUUCCCUGUUGUGCUGGAGUAGGAGGUUCGUGUCGGCUGGCAAUGCCCCGUUGUGGAGGCAUGUCCAGAGCCCUGUAUUCGACUCCCUCUCCCAUCAUUCGCCGAUAAACGCUGUUUGCGAGUGCUUAUCGGCUAGUACAUGUUGCUGACACACUUGCUGCUGGAGGUGAUGGAAGCGUGGAUUGUUCAAGGGGGUCAAAGCGUCUUAACCGCAUGGGUGACGUUGCAUCGCAUGUGUGCAGGGAAGCUGCUGUGCGUGUGGCUAAGUGGGCGGUUCCUGGACGCACGCAUGUGCAUACACAUUGCAACCUGACGGUCUGAUGUGCUUUUCUCCGCUUAAAGCCUGCA